Coffea eugenioides is the source of this 2565-nucleotide messenger RNA. Its product is annotated as MND1-interacting protein 1-like. The transcript has 3 exons. The record is from RefSeq and is a predicted model, not a curated record. Lineage: Eukaryota; Viridiplantae; Streptophyta; Magnoliopsida; Gentianales; Rubiaceae. Bases 140 to 2341 code for a protein of 733 amino acids.
CCACCUCCCUUCCCUGCCUCCUUCCCCUCCUUUCACUCCCCUCUUUACAGCUCAAACCCCCCACCUUCCAAUUCCUAAAACGCUAAUCAUCAUCGCUCUUGGUUAAUUUUGAAUUUAAUUUGUGACUUUAAAAUCCCAAAUGGGUUGUACCGUCAGAGAUAAACACAUCAGAACAAAUCGGCGGGCUCGAUCGGUAAAGCCCGAGACCGAUCAUCAUAGUACUAACGCUCCCACCAACACCCCUAACAGCUCCACCAUCAACCACAUGGCAAUUUCGAAAUCUAUAAUGGAAACUGGAUUGAGGCCCUUAAAUUAUCAAAUGGGUACAAGUGAUUCGGUGCAGAAUCCGAACCUGAGUACGGGCCCGAACUCUGUUUUCGAUGAUAGUGGGUGGGGCUACUGUACUGAGGAGCAGUUAGAGGAGAUUUUGUUGAAAAAUUUGGAGUUUUUGUAUAAUGAGGCAAUUUCCAAGCUCGUGGCGUUGGGUUAUGAUGAGGAAGUGGCUUUGAAGGCUAUAUUGAGGAAUGGGCAUUGUUAUGGUGGAAUGGAUGUGUUGACUAAUAUAUUGCAUAAUUCUUUGGCUUAUUUAAAUAGCGGUUGUUGUCUGAGUAAUGGGAAUUCUGAGGAAUCUGAGGCUGUUUUUGGGGAUUUGAGGCAGUUGGAGGAGUAUUCUCUCGCGGGCAUGGUGUGUUUGUUGCAACAAAUCAAGCCACAUUUGAGUCGAGGUGAUGCAAUGUGGUGUUUGCUCAUGAGUGAUCUUCAUGUGGGCCGUGCGAGUGUGAUGGAAAUUCCUGUCCUUCCUUCGCCUAAUGGAAAUGGUGCAUGUGCUAGUAGUUCAGUAAAUAGUGGAAAUGUUGAGGCGGUUGGUAAUGGUCCGGUUGGGGUUGCUCCUGCUUUAUGUAGGUUUCAUAGUGGCUGGGGUUUUGGAAAUGGGGGAACUUCUGAGUUUCCGAUGAAUGGCUUUUUCUCCUAUGCAUCUGAAAUGGCUUUGCAGAAGGAGAUUGAGUGUCCAAAGAGGUUCAAUCUUACUCCUUCCAUGAAGACUUUGUUAAAGAGAAAUGUGGCUAUGUUUGCUGCAGGAUUCAGAGCAAAUGCGAGACAGUUUCAGAGUCAGUUGCAGACUUCCCCAAGCUCUGCGUCCAGUGGGGAUUCUUCAGUUGCAAAUGGAACUAAGGCCGAAAGUGCUCCAGUAGGGCAGAAUGAGGAAAAUGUCAAGAAUCAAGACGUUGUUAACUCGGUGUUGAAUAAAUUUCGCGACUUGAACCUUGAUGAGAAUAUUGAGCGGGUGCCAAUGGAUCAGAAAGAUGAAAUGAUCCUAAGUUUGAUCCAUCAGAUUAAGACUCUUGAGGAACAGGUUAAGGAGCGGAAGGAGUGGGCCCACCAGAAGGCAAUGCAAGCUGCGAGAAAGCUCAGCCAUGAUUUAACUGAGCUAAAGAUGUUGAGGAUGGAAAGGGAAGAGACUCAGCGGUUGAAGAAGGGGAAGCAGAAUCUCGAAGAUACUACAAUGAAGAGGCUUACAGAAAUGGAGAAUUCUUUGAGGAAGGCAAGUGGUCAGGUUGACCGUGCAAAUGCUGCAGUCAGAAAGCUUGAGACUGAGAAUGCAGAAAUUAGAGCAGAGAUGGAGGCUUCUAAGUUAAGUGCAUCAGAGUCGGUCACAAGUUGUUUGGAGGCCGCAAAGAGGGAGAAAAAAUGCCUGAAGAGGCUGUUGGCUUGGGAAAAACAGAAAGCUAAGCUGCAGGAGGAUAUUGCAGCAGAGAAACAGAAGGUUUCGGAUAUAAAACAACAGUUAACUCAAGUUGAGACGGCUCAGAAUGAGGCUGAGGCAAAAUGGAGGCAAGAACAAAAUGAUAAAGAAGUAGCCCUGGCUCAAGUAGAGGAUGAACGCCGCCUUAAGGAAGCUACUGAGGCUAAUAGCAAAAGAAGGCUAGAAGCUUUGCGCCUGAAAUCAGAAAUAGAUUUCCAGCGCCACAAGGAUGAUCUUCAGCGACUGGAGCAAGAACUUGCACGCCUGAAAGCGUCGCAACGAAGUAAUGAGCUGCAACAUCCGUCUACCGAUGAAUUAACCGGAAACUCUGAGGUAACAAAGCCUCAAGCAGAAGGCAUUGUAAGGCUGCUUCAUGAAUUUGAUAAUUUGGACAAUGCAUCGGAGAAGGAAACCAAUUAUAAUAGGGAAUGCGUGGUUUGCAUGAAGGAUGAAGUUUCUGUAGUUUUUCUUCCUUGUGCUCAUCAAGUUCUCUGUGUGAAGUGCAAUGAAGGUUAUGGGAAAAAGGGUAAAGCAACGUGUCCAUGCUGCAGGGUUCCAAUUGAACAAAGAGUUCGAGUUUUUGGUGCUACUUCGUAGUGCUAAAUGUGAGACUUGAGAACUGCAUGAAUAGAAUAAACUUUCGUUCAUGAGGAGCUAUGUUCAUGUAAUUUUUCCUUAUCCUAUACGUGUCUGGACUACGAAUUUAACCGUAGGUCUUGGACAUGGUGGUUGGAUCAGCGUUAUACGGUGUAUGUAAUGAAGCGGCACAGCCUGGAUCAGGCUUAUGGCAUAAAUAUUCUCAUUAACAUUGUUACAGGCAA